Megalops cyprinoides (Indo-Pacific tarpon) is the source of this 3663-nucleotide messenger RNA. It is a transcript of the gene sik2a, whose product is annotated as salt-inducible kinase 2a. The record is from RefSeq and is a predicted model, not a curated record. NCBI's taxonomy places the organism in Eukaryota, Metazoa, Chordata, Actinopteri, Elopiformes, Megalopidae. Gene Ontology annotation, cellular component: cytoplasm. Gene Ontology annotation, biological process: protein phosphorylation; intracellular signal transduction; microtubule cytoskeleton organization. The transcript is spliced from 15 exons. The coding region runs from base 135 to 3017 and encodes 960 amino acids. Gene Ontology annotation, molecular function: ATP binding; tau-protein kinase activity; protein serine/threonine kinase activity.
UUCCGUGUGCUACUGCUAGCAGCACUGUAAACGUUACAGCCCGCUAACGAUGUAGCUCUUUGGUAUUGGUAAGAACUACAUAAAUGACCGCGACGCUAGAUUUAUGGCCGUUUUAGAUUUGUUGCACUUUGUGCAUGCUCAACGAUGUUACACCUGGUUCACAAACCCGGCAUUCAACAUUUUGUAUUUUCAAGAGGCAAGGUCUUCCCCCCUUUUCGGUAGGUUGCAAACCAAGAGGCAAAAGCAGUGGGUCACCUCCUCUCUGCAGCACACCCCUCCGCCCCCAAUACAGCAUGGUCAUGGCGGACUGUCAUCAAAAACCGAUGCUUCGUGGUCCGGUUCGAGUGGGCUUUUACGAUAUCGAACGCACUCUAGGAAAAGGUAAUUUUGCAGUCGUGAAGCUGGCGAGGCAUCGCAUCACUAAGACAGAGGUGGCCAUUAAGAUCAUUGACAAGACACAGCUGGAUGCUGUGAACUUGCAGAAGAUCUACCGAGAGGUGCAGAUCAUGAAGAUGCUAGACCACCCACACAUCAUCAAGCUGUACCAGGUCAUGGAGACCAAGAACAUGCUGUACCUCGUGACGGAGUACGCCAAGAACGGCGAGAUUUUUGACUACCUGGCCAGCCACGGGCGGCUUAGCGAACCAGAGGCACGGAGAAAGUUCUGGCAAAUCCUGUCUGCUGUGGAGUACUGUCACAAUCAUAACAUUGUUCACCGGGACCUGAAGGCUGAGAACCUGCUGCUGGAUGGUCAUAUGAACAUCAAAAUUGCAGAUUUCGGGUUCGGGAACUUCUUCCAGCCGGGCGAGCCCCUUGCAACGUGGUGUGGUAGCCCCCCAUAUGCUGCCCCUGAGGUGUUUGAGGGCCAGCAGUAUGAGGGCACCCAGUUGGACAUCUGGAGCAUGGGUGUGGUGCUGUAUGUGCUGGUGUGCGGUGCCCUGCCCUUCGAUGGCCCCACGCUUCCUGUACUCCGACAGAGGGUCCUGGAGGGUCGUUUCCGGAUCCCCUACUUCAUGACAGAAGACUGUGAGCACCUCAUCCGUCGCAUGUUGGUCCUGGACCCAUCCAAGCGUCUCUCUGUGGCCCAAAUUAAAGAGCAUCGUUGGAUGGCACUUGAUGUACCCAUUCAGCGGCCCAUGCUGUACCAACAGUGUGCCCCCAAGGAGGGGGGCAAAGCCGGGGGUGUGGGAGAGCACAGCGAGCAGGUGCUGCGUCUCAUGCACAGCCUGGGCAUCAACCAACACAAGACCAUCGAGUCUCUACAGAACAAGAGCUAUAACCACUUUGCUGCCAUCUACUACCUGCUGGUUGAGCGCCUGAAAGCUCACCGCUGCAGCUUUCCUGUGGAGCAGCGACUUGAUGCCCGACAGCGCCGACCCAGCACCAUAGCUGAGCAGACUGUUGUCAAGGCAAACAGUGCCACUACCCAGGUGGGGCUCCUUCCUCAGAGCAUACGAGUCCUGCCCUCUCCUGUCCUCUCCCAGGCCUCCACUGAAACCUUCACCUUCUCACAAUCGCCUCCGGCACCUGAGCACAGCCUCAUGGAGGAGGAAGUAACCACGCCCAAGGUGAAUGGCUGCCUGCUGGACCCCCUGCCUCCGGCCUCUGCUCGAAAGGUCAGCGCCUCUCUGCCCAGCAACAUGAUGGAGACCUCAAUUGAUGAGGGCAUUGAGACAGAGGAGCCGGAGCCAGACGCCGAGGAUGACCCCGCCCAGGUCUUCAUCGCCUUCCAGACCACACGCUUUGGCCAACGGAGACACACCCUGUCGGAGGUCACCAACCAGCUCAACACCUUGCCCAGCACAGGGAAGCUGUUCAGUGUGGGCCAUAACCCGUCUCUAGGAAGCAUGGACUCAGAGUAUGACAUGGGCUCCGUGCACAGUGAUGUCAGUCUGCCAGAGGCCCCCCCCUCGCUCAAUGAAGUGGUUCUGGCCAACGCCUCAAUCACCCGCAUGACUCCACCCUUCAUCGGCGUCAAGCCUGCCAACCCCGCCAUGCAGGCUCUGAGCUUGCAGAGGCGGGAGGCUCACAACCGUUCUCCAAUCAGCUUCCGGGAAGGGCGCCGCGCCUCCGACACCUCCCUCACGCAAGGGCUUGUGGCAUUCAGGCAGCACCUGCAGAACCUGGCCCGGACCAAAGGCAUCCUGGAGCUCAACAAGGUACAGCUGCUGUAUGAGCACAUGGGCCCUGAGGAGGACCCCUCCCUGGGCCCCCCUAGCCCCCACCCUCACCCACAGGAACCCCGGGACCCCCAGCUCCAGAGUGACGGUGCCCCGCAGCAGGAUGGUGCAGCCGUGUUCUCCGGCGGAGCUCACCCCCCACUGUUGUCACGAAGACAGAGCCUGGAGACACAGUACCUGGCGCACAAGCUGCAGAAAGCCAGCCUCAUGGCCACCAGCCCUGGCAGCUGCCAGAUGUUCUGUAAGGACGUGCCCCGGAGCCUGGAACAGCAGCUCCAGGAGCACAGGCUGCACCAGAAGAGGCUUUACCUGCAGAAGCAGUCCCAGCUGCAAGCUUACUUCAACCAGAUGCACAUUGUAGAGGGCUCCUACCCACCUCACUCCGUGGCUGGUCACGCAGAACCUAUGGCCCCCUCCCUUAUCCAGGCCACCGUGGCUCAAGUACAGCAGCAGGGCAGCUCCCAGCCCCCUCCCCCCUUCCACCGAGCUCAAACCCUCAGCCCUCUGCUGGAGCCCAGCACUGAGCCCCCACCCUACGACCUCUACAUGGGCGUUUACCCCACCCCCCUGCAACUCAGUUCACCUACCCACCACUCUGAGCCCCAAAACUACAGCUACUCCACCUGCAACUUGGCCCUGUCCCCUGCCACAGAGCCCCUUUAUCAAGAGCAAUACCAGUACCCCCUGGACCCCAGCCAGCCACCCCUGCAAGACCAGGCAGAGGCACCUAGUGCCGAGUACGUGGGACUGGGUCUCCCUGAGCUCCACUGCCCCUUCUUGGACUGUGAGAUGAUGGAGACGGUGGACUCCCAGCAUGGCUUUGUGCUGGUUAACUGAGAAAAGGAUUCGGCGAGAUGUUCUACAACCUUGAGACCUGAACAGCUAUGGGUAAGGGUGGGGGGAGGGGAUGGACAGGAUGACCAUUAUUGUAUCUUUUGCGUUGUGAAACCUCAGAGACUUUUUUUCUUUCAUGUUUUCUUACCAAACCCUCCCUACCAACCUCCCAGACCCCUCAGCUCCUCUGUCCCACACCUGGGGGGGUAGGGGGGCAGCCUGGUGGCCAAGCAUCUGUGUUUUUAUGAGUCAUGCACAUUUCCUAUGCCAUAGUGAUGUCAGUGUGUCUGUGAGUGCGUGAGGCACGCACAUCCUUAUGCUCUCUGCACAAAAGAAGAGGACAGAGUGGACUGCUGCCAGGUCCAUGCAAACCAUGGUGUCAGCUGGGGUUGGGUUGUGUGCACAUACCCAGCAAACUCCCCUCUCGAUAACAAGAGCACAAGAUCUGUAUUUACUUGCCUCACAAAUUCUAGGUGUAACCUUUGUAAUCAUACAACAAAAAGCAGAUGCACACAGGACGUGAAGCCACAGUGAACUUUCUUGUUGCGAUAUUGAAGCAAUAUUAUCUCAGAGACGAACCAGCAGACACCGUACGGUUUACAGGGAUCUGAAGGAUUUUUUGCCAUCUUUUAAUGUACUCUGUGCAUCU